CACCGUGCGCUUCAGUUGGAUCAAAUUUAUGCACCCGUUCGGUAUCAUCCCGUGCGAGCGCGUCCGUGUGCCGCGUACUGACAAGGGGGACAACAAAAAAAAAGUACAACAAAAACACACAGUGACAACAAAAGUAGCAACAACAGCAACAAAAAACCUCUCACACACGCACACCCCCACCCUUCACCUCGUGCCGUGUUUGUUCGCCCGGAGGCCAACGGUUUGAAAACGGUAUCGUCUCGUGUGAAACUGGGCAAACUACUUACAUAGUGUUGUUAAUAUUGUGUAUGUGUGUGUGUAUGUGUGUGUUUCUGUGAGACCGUGUUUGUAAGAGUGUUUCCAUGCGUGUGUUGUGUGUGCUUCAAGGUGUUUGUGCUGUGUGCGUGUGGGUAUAAAGUGUUGGCAAAGUGCGUACGGUGAAGCCUUCGUAUUCGCGUGUACACAAAUGGCACUACUCCAAAGUUCGAUCGUUACUACGCCAGAAGCAGAGGCAACAACAGCGUAGUGGUAGUGGCCACAGCAGGCGACUUAGUGGCUAGUGUUUAUACACAAUUGGUCACACAAUUGCAUUGUAAUUGUUGCCGUACGCGUCUCAUAGUUUACGCCGUGCACGGAAAAGUGUCAGUUAAGUCAUUGAAUAUUUUUCGUCCACUGGUUGCAGCUUGAAAGCAUUUCACCCACGCAGCAGUCACUUCGUCGAAUCCCAUGCCAAAGUGAUAAACCCGGAAAGCCCGAUAGCUCCUGACGUAAACGUUUUUCACUGCUUUUGGGGCGGAGCUUGGCGACAGUGAAUGUGUGGUCGGGUGCAGGAGCCAGCCGAGCGUGUUUUGUAAAGUGUCGUUUGUUGCGCUGCCUCGGCUAGGAAGAUGAAGCGACAUCGUUAGCAUCAUGAAAGGUGGUAUCACCAUCUGCUUUCAGUCGGUUGGAGUUUAGCAUUACUUCUAAAAAGUUUGUCCCCGUUCCGAUCUUCCUGCUGGCCUGGGAUGGAAUGUUACACAUUUGAUGGUCGUUGUCGUUGUCCCUGGAGCGCCGCCGCCACCAGCCACGACCGGAGCGCAGACAACGGUCCCGUCCGACGGCAACAUGCGGGAAAAGAUUCCUAAAGUGCCCACCGGCUGCAACUAGCCCACGCUGGCAUUCCAACACAGCAGCAGCAGCAGCAGCAAGUAAAACACGGCCUCUCAUCCCAGCCAACUCUGGGCCUCGAAAAAGAGCAAAAACAUUCACACACCAAGGCCCAACACCACCACGCAGUCAGCAAAUUCGCACGCGUUCGAUGAGUGGCGGACAGAUGCAGACGGCGGUGGGGUGAUGAAAGUGAUUAAUCACCGGCGAGUGCCAAAAGCGGAGGUGCUUCGCGGACGGGACGUGGACGCAUCCACGGCGUAAGAAUCGCUCGGACACUUGAAGGUUUUUCGGUUUCGUUACUGCGUUUUGAGGUUGAAGGUGUUUUUUUAUUCUUCUGUUUUUUGGACGAAGCCGAAUAGCAGUGUGAGUGGGCGUGAGUGUGUGCAAGGAAGGAAAUAUUACAAGCCUUAAGGGCAGUGGAAAGUACCAUCAUUGCAGCAAGUGCUCGAAGGACGUACUCAAUAGCUUGCGGGUAAUUGGUAGCUUCGGGGAAGUUUUCAGAGUUCCAACGCCUAAAGUACUAACGCCGAGGCACUUGUGACGAUUAAAUGUUUUCGUAGAAUUGUGAGAAAGAGAGAGAGUGUGUCAGUGCGUGUGUGUGCGAGGGAGGCAAUUCAAGAAGUCUGAAUAGUAUAGGUCGCAUUUGGAGUGUGUAUGACUUCCGGUUAACUGGAAGCUUCCCAAGGAGUGGAAAGCUUUGAAAAGCUUUACCAAAAAAAGUUCAGAAAUUUUUUGUGGUGGUCGCAGAAGCGUACCUCUUCCCAUAUCCUUCAUAUCCAACAGUGAGAGUGUGUGGAAGCCAGGACCUUCGGGAGGUUUCCGUCCCGACCACCAAGCCAGCCCACCCCAACACUCGCCGGCAGGUAGUUUGCGCACUUGGAGGAUCAUUGAAAAAUUCCACCGAAUAGUAUGGCUUCGGUCGCCGCUUGGUUGCCAUUCGCACGGGCGGCGGCCAUCGGCUGGGUGCCGAUCGCGUCCCAUCCGCUGCCGGCCCCGCCCGUCUUCAAGGACCGGCUGCGGUCGGAGGACGAGAAGCUCAUCAUCAACGUGUCCGGCCGGCGGUUCGAAACCUGGCGCACGACCGUCGAGAAGUACCCGGACACACUGCUCGGCUCGAACGAGCGCGACUUCUUCUACGAUGAGGACAGCAAGGAGUACUUCUUCGACCGCGAUCCGGACAUCUUCCGCCACAUCCUCAACUACUAUCGCACCGGCAAGCUGCACUACCCGCGGCACGAGUGUCUGCUCAGCUACGAUGAGGAGCUGGCCUUUUUCGGCAUCAUGCCGGACGUGAUUGGCGACUGCUGCUACGAGGACUACCGCGACCGGAAGCGCGAAAAUGCGGAACGGCUGAUGGACGACAAGCUGUCGGAGAACAGCGACAACAACCUGCAGCAGCUGACCAACAUCAGACAACGGAUGUGGCGCGCCUUCGAGAAUCCGCAUACUUCCACUGCCGCGCUCGUGUUCUACUACGUCACGGGCUUCUUCAUUGCUGUAUCUGUGAUGGCGAACGUCGUCGAGACGGUACCGUGCGGGGUGCGGCCGGGCCGCGCCGGCACACUGUCGUGCGGCGAGCGCUACAAAAUCGUCUUCUUCUGUCUGGACACGGCCUGCGUGAUGAUCUUUACCGCCGAGUAUCUGCUGCGAUUGUUCGCCGCCCCGUGCCGGUGCAAGUUCGUGCGCAGCGUGAUGAGCAUCAUCGAUGUGGUCGCCAUUCUGCCGUACUACAUCGGGCUCGGCAUCACGGACAAUGACGACGUGUCCGGGGCGUUCGUGACGCUGCGCGUGUUUCGCGUCUUCCGUAUCUUCAAGUUCUCGCGCCACUCGCAGGGUUUGCGCAUCCUCGGCUACACGCUCAAGUCGUGCGCGUCCGAGCUGGGCUUUCUGGUGUUCUCGCUCGCGAUGGCCAUCAUCAUCUUUGCCACGGUCAUGUUCUACGCGGAGAAGAACGUGGACGGCACCAACUUUACCUCGAUUCCGGCCGCGUUCUGGUACACGAUCGUCACCAUGACCACGCUCGGCUACGGUGACAUGGUGCCGGAAACGAUUGCCGGCAAGAUCGUCGGUGGCGUUUGCUCGCUGAGCGGUGUGCUGGUCAUCGCGCUACCUGUACCUGUAAUCGUGUCCAACUUCAGCCGCAUCUACCACCAGAACCAGCGGGCGGACAAGCGGAAAGCACAGCGGAAAGCACGCCUUGCCCGAAUACGAAUAGCGAAAGCGGGCGCCAGUGCGGCGUUCGCGAGCAAGAAGAAGGCGGCCGAGUCGCGCCUAGCGGCGCAGGAGUCUGGCAUUGAACUGGACGACAACUACAACGACGAAGACAUCUUCGAGCUACAGCACCAUCAUCUGUUGCGAUGCUUGGAGAAGACUACGGACCGGGAGUUUGUCGAGCUAGAGACGCAGUACAACGGGCAGACGAAGCGGCCAGGAUCGCCCUCACCGAUGGCCAGCCCGUCGCACUCGGCCAACACGGCGACCGGAGCUACCGGAUUGCUCCAGUCCUGCUGCGGACGGUGCUGCUCGCAGCGAUAUCAGGAAAACCGGGAGUCUGGAAGGAACUCCUUCGAGGACACGGGCGACGAAUUGGAAGAGGCUGUUGGAAGCAAUGGGGACUGUGAGCGUACGGGCACCAGUGCAGCCAAGUAAUGAACCAUAAAAUAAUGAUCCCUGAUGAACUACACCUCAGCGAAUCAAUGAUGCCAGGAGGACGAUAUUCCGCUACGGGAAAGGAAGAAAUCAUAAUAAACUGCGCGCACCAGCGUAGAGAAUAUCGUUCUGGGUGACUUUUCUCCCCCGAUGGAAAGUGUGGCGUAACGCAAGAUCGUAACAGUAAAUGACGAGCAUAGCACAAGACCUAUGGAACUGCGCGCAAACAACAACAAUGCCCCAAAACACAGAAACGAACGCCACAGGGACGCUGAAGAUCCGGCGAAGGAUGCAGCUUUUCCCUUUUAUCCUGGCUCAUCUUCGGAAUGAAACGGAAAGCGCCAAUAUCACGAAAAGAUGCUGACCAAUUCACCAGCAUUCAAAGCAAAAAAGGGAGAGAACACAGAAAAGUUUAGAAAUUAAUCUUUUAAUGUUAAUUCGAAGUGAUACCACCACCAUGGUCAGAUGCAGGACGUAUCGUGGAUGUCCUGCGAAUGUAUUUUGUUUUCUUCGGGUGGGGUCAUGCGAAUGAUCAUUCAAAAAUAAAACAAAAAGAUGCCCACGAUUUGCAAAAACGACAAAACAAAAAACACUGCUCCAUAGGCCCACCGUGCGGGGAGCGUGCGUUAGCUGUACGGUUAGGAAGGAAGGAAGCAAAACCAAGUGUUAGGCGUGACAACCCCAUCUGCUAGGCAACUACUGUAAGCUGUGGCACUACUUUAUCACAAAUUACUACGUAAAUGUACAGCGUUACUCUAUUUCGCAACUCUAUCUCUUAUCAGACGAAGAUUAAACACACAGGCUAUUUUAUCGAAGCAAAAAACCACACACAUACACACAUAGUUAAGCCAGGCAGCAUCAUAUAGCAAGAGAAAGAGAGAGAGAGAAAGAGCGAGAAGGAUAGAAACUGUCCUGUGUUUUGGUGGUUAAGCUGCAAAACUGUUACUGUUAUAGCGAAGAUCGUAUCGUAUUUUCGGUUGUUUUUUCUAUUUACUACUUAAAAAUGGUUACUACCCCGCAUUAUGACCAGUAAGCCCUGGCUUCAUCCCCGUUACUUCGUGAACUGUUACCUGAAAAUAACCCAACCUGUCCCAGUUUCACUCUUAAUCGUUCUCUCCAUCUCUCUUCCACACCCCCUUUUGAGGAAACGGUAGCAUAGCGAAGUUAGCGAGGGAGCUACUGCAGGAGCAAACGAGGUUAAUGGCAAUGUUCUUCUACUACAACUACUAUUAUCUAUUACUAUUACCGACUAUUACCUAUUAGCUACUUAGGAGAGAAGCGUAGCACAAUGCAUAGUGUGUGGUUUACGCUUACGCGGUGAACAAUUUAGGAUAGCGCGUUCGAUGAAAAGCGAUACUGCGUUAGCUGUUUAACUGUCUCUCGAACCCUGGGGUACGCUACUUCCUGAACUGCACGGAGGUAACUGAACAAAACAACAUUUACUCGAAAAUGGGCAGAACAGAAAGGGAGAACACAUCAUACACACACACAAAAACAAUAUAGCUUUAAACGGAUUACCAAAACAAACAAAAACCCACUCAGAAACCCGAAAAGAUACAUACGAAUAUCCCCUGUCUAAUGAGCCAGAAACAAACUGCAACCACUGACAGCUGCAGAAUUGCAAUAGAAGAGAACAGAACCAGAUUGGUUUUGGUUUGUUAAGCAAAUCACCAUGUUUCCCAGUGCUAGACGUCACAUAUCAAGUGUGAAGAGUUACUGCGGCAGUGACCGCAAUUGAUAGUGGAAGAAAAAGCAUUACUAAAGCAUAAAGACAUGUUGGAAGGAAUUUAGAAACUCAAUGCAAAGGUAAUGCAAUUAUUAAAAGAAGGGGAAACUAGAUUAAAAGAAGAGAAAACUAGGGGAAGCGAUGAUAAAAUGCAAAUAGGUAAUAGUUAAAGAACGCGAGGGGUUAAAGAAUGAAUGCAAAACAGCAUUUAAAUGUUGCGAAAAGUUUCUUUGUUCAUUUCUAUCUGUUCUGUUUCGAUGUUUGGUUAUGUUUUAAACAAAAUUAAAAUACAGAAUACUGUUUAACACUAUUGAGUUGAAGUUGGAUUAUUAUUGCAUUAACCAUCUGAUUUUAUUAUAAAAAACAUAAAAAAGCAAUAUUUUUUUCUUUUUGACUAGGAGAAUGAAAAAAAACACAUCCAUGUUUUUUCUACCCGACAGCAUUCGAUUUUAACUAUUAGUCCUGCACAUAAUCGGGCAGGUGGUGGUAGAUGAUGUAAAUAAGAAUACCAGUCAGACACAAAGCUAACAAAAUGAACCGUAGAUAUACCAAAGCAUAAACAAAUCUCCUAAAAGGAUGCAUGCACCAGACACUGGGCAGGGAGUUUCUUGCCUGACUUGCGGCAGCCUUUUCCUUCCUUUUCGCUCCAUUUCGUUUCCACUCGCUUUAUGUAUCUUUACUCGGUCGAAAUCACGAGCCACAAACUAUCACUGUGCUCGCGUGUAUGCGUGUAUCUUUUCCAAUUGCGUAUUUUAACGGUUCCUUUCGCUAAACAUAGAAACAAAACAAAUACUACACGUUACUGUUAGAAAAAAUAAAGCACCACUCUUUAUUUCGAAUCGUGUAUGCAUUAAACCAAUCUUCCAGCUAGAACUGUGAAUACUACUUUAAUGAAAGGUAACUUAUAAAUAAUCGAGUAAAGUGACGUGAUUGUUGUUAAUUGAUAGUAGAGUAAAGGUGCGAUGAACAGGUAAAAGAAAAUAAUUAAACAAAUAAACACACACACACAAGCAAACACAUUUUUAGAAUAAAUCAAUGAAAAAAGAAACAAAUACACACAAAGUGUAAUGUGUUGAAGAAACGGAAACAGAACGAAAAUCAAACAAACAAAACGAAAAGUAAAUCACUAGAACGUAAUUAACAAACAACUUACAAUAGCGAGGCAAAGUAAUGCAAAGAAGCAGAAUUGGAAGCUCGUUGUCCAAUAUAAAAGAAAGUGGAAGAGACAGAGAAUACAAGAGGAUGGAAAACGAAAAAACAGCAUAGCGUAAGGAAACAAUUGUAAGGCUAAUAUCAAAUAUUGAUGGAUGUUAUAAACAUUAUUGUAAUACUUUUCAAUACAAAACCAACAAAGAGGAGAGGAAGGAAAACCUGCUGCUUAGAAAAAAAAACGUAAAUAAGAAUAAAUAGCAUUAAGAUGAGCGUACUCGAUGGAAACAAACACAAGCAACCAAACUACAAAAUACAUUCAAAUGAUUUUCUUGAUCUUUCGGAAGCCUGACGACGGAAGCUGGGGGAAGAAGCUAGCGACAAAAGAAAACUCGGAAACUGUUUCCGUGUUUUUUCGUUCGUUUGUUAAAUUUGCACGCCAGCUCUGUGGCGUAAUUUGUUUGCGUAACGAUCCAGGAUCUGCACAUCAAGAAAUCCUACGAAUACAAAUACGAAUACUCAUAAAGAUUCUUCCCCAUGCGCCCUCCAAGCUUGUGCAUCGGAGUACGACGCUCUGUAUGUAUGUAUGUGUGUGUGUGUAUGUGAAUGUUUUCCCUCCUCCAAGUAAACGGAUAACCCGUGUUAAAAUUCCCAGCAAUCAAACGAUGGGUAGCUGUAAUGAAACGAAACAGUGAAACUUAUGAAGUAAUUGUAAGCCAGCUAAGCGAAGCAUUGAACACAGUCUUGACAGUUGACCUGUAAUCAAUUAUUAAGGUGCAGUGAACGUUAUAAGUACUCUAGUGAAUAGCCAGUGGUUCAACGAGAAACCUCUCAGUAAGCUAGACGACAGGGAUGGUUAAGGACGGAAAAGGAUAUGAUAAUAUUAAAAAAGAGCCGAUUAAGAGGCAUCAACUCAUAAUUCUAAACUACAUGCGGAAAGAUGCAGCAAAGAGAGCGAAAAAACGAAUACAAAACGACAGAAGGAAACCCCUAAAUUAAUGUACCGCAAGAGAAUGUUGUUUUCGUAAAAGCAGAAAGUGUAAGACAUUUAACCAACACGUUCGUAAUGAAACAAAGCAAAAAUACUUUAAUAUGAAACUCACAACACGCUCACACAUCAAGCAUCCGGGCAGGAAGAGGCAUAUACAUUUCAAUCGUCCAAAACGAUGGCAAGGAAAAUGAGAAGAAGGUGAAAUAAUUAAAAAAAAAAAACAGAUCAUUAGCCCAUGUUUUCAAUGGGUAUGGCAGACAGAAUGGAAGCAAAUCUUAGCAAAAACAAAUCCAAAUCGUAAUAAUGAAUGUAUUAUAUUAAUAUUAUACUGGUGGCGGAAUAAGAGCAAUCCAUACAUCAAUAGCAAAAGCAGCAAAUAGAAAAGAAAAAAACACAGGAGAAUGGUAAAAGAUCCCAUAUCGCCAGGGCCAUCUGACGUUCAGGGACAUCGAAGAUCACGGGAACGGAAACGACGACUAGUACAGCAAACGGGAGGGUGGAAAUGAUAGUGGUGUUUGGUAUGUGGGUCUUAAAUGCUUACUACUUCCUGCUGUUGUCACUAUUUCUUGCGUACUUCCGGAAUAAACUUCUGGAACUGGAGCCACAGAGGAACUUGCCAAUAUAUUAUGUUUUUAUUCGAUUUUCUCAAGCCCUUUUUCAAUGCAAACAAGAGGAUUUAGUGUUCUUCUCUCUUUCCAUUAGAACUUUGUAGCAGGGAUCGCCUAUCUUAGCGGUGUGCCAGGAUUGUUAGUCUCCACUGUAUUAGCAAAAGCAGGGAAAAACAUAAGCAGCAUAGCGUGAACCAAAAGUAACACAAAAUACAACAAUACAAAAUACGUAGAUCGUACCGGUGUGUAGGUUGUAGCUUAGAGAAGAAAAAAAGAACUACAUCACAAUUAAAAAGCAAGCAAUUAGAAUACAAAUCUUUACAAAACAGCAGUAAACUAGAAAAGAGAGAAAUAGACACGCAAACCAAAAUAGCAAAGAAAUAAUCAAAGCUAAGUCAAGUGUUGUGCAAGACAAUUAAAUGAAUGGUAGUAAUGUUCAACUCAACGAAACAGAAAGAAGAAUGGUGAAACGAAGACGGAACAAAAUGGUAAACUUUUGAAAGGAUAACAAACGGCGACAUGGGCUUCUUUCCUCGCUUCUCUAGCUGUGUUGGUAUUUGGUGUGUUUUUAUUGGUGUAUUGAAAAGCAGAAGCGGCUCGGACUAUCAAUCGCUCUAUGCUCAACGCUUCAAUCAGGAAGGAAAAAAACAUGCGUGAAUUUUGUAUCCAUGCGAAGGAUAGAAGAGUAAUUGUUUACGGCCCAGUUGCGCCGAUUGAUAGUGAUUGAACGUUUUCACACCAUCUUUACUCUACAAACUGUUUGGAAUUUCUUCUUCCAAUGCGCUAGUAAAGUACCAAUUGAUUUUGAGUGAAUGCUUGGUUUUUUAGUUCGAUAACAUCGUCCUGUACUUGCAUCAUCAUCGCUUUACUCCACUCCCGGAUCCAUCCCUCGUGAACGUAAUGCUAGGAAUUCAGUGCAACCGUUCCACCAAACGUUGAACUUUGUGAAAUCCUGGACGCAUCAACAAGAAGCAACAAAAGGCCAUUGCAAAUUCUGCGCCAUACCUUUAGGGGGUUGAAAGACAAACGUGAGGAGAAAAAGCAAGCAUAUGAAACAGUAAAAUGAAAACCAAUUCUUAAUGAAUCCAAGCGUAGAUAGAAUGUUUUAAGCGGUAGUAAACAAUAGUGUAAAACGGUAAAACACCCUUAAACGCGUAAACGCAAUGCGAGGCGAACACGGUUCCCCAUACACACAAUCACACCCAUUAGUCGGUUAAUCACACAGAACAAACAAAAGAAAACUCCUACACGAAGCAACACACUCCUUCUCCCUGUUUCUCAUAGGUAAGGAGAGGAGAUAUGUUUUAGUACACAAGAAAACAAAAAUGGAUACAAAAACCAGAGAAAGAAGGAAAAAGCGUUUGAAACAACUCAAAAAAGGUAAGCAAAUAAACAAGCAACAAAAAAAAACAAGACAGCAAAGCAAAGUAUGAAAUACCAAUUAGAUUUAAUUACCCUAAAUCUUUUGUAAUAAACGAAAUGAAACCAAAAACUAACGAAACCAUAUUCAAACCGAUAACUGCCGGAUUCAGCAAACAAAAAAAAUGGAAGAAGAAGAAGUAAAUAAGAACGCGUGUAUGAGAGAACUAAACCUAUCCUAUAAGAGCAAACAGCAAAAGCACAUAAAAAUGGAGAGAAAAAAAUGAAUCGAUGACACCGAUGCUGAAUUGCGAGGAUACGUCAUUGUGUUUUCCGCGAUCAGGUGUAGAGUUGGGAUUGACUUGACACCAUCCCAAACACAUCAACCAGGAAUGCAACCGGCUUGAGCAAAACGAAUUUACCUUCCAAAACAGAAGAAAACAUCACACAGCUCACGACUUACUUACAUUACCUAUCUUUAGCUGCUUGUUUUCUUUCUUUGAAAAUAUAAAACAACGGAUCAACAAAUCAAGAACUUAACACAAGAUUUUCGAUGCAUUUUUGGAUUCUUCAGAAAUGCCAAUUUUUCAAAAGGUCUUCAAUUUUUCUCCCUUUUGCACUUCACAACUUUACUCCUGUAGUUGUGUUUAUGAGAUUCUGUAAUUCUAUUCCUUGUUUUUUUUUGGUUUCCCUCUCUAACUUCUCUCCUUUCCUACGUUUGUUAUCAGCUGUUUCGUCUGCUUGUAUGAUGACGAUGGGUUUUUGUACAUAGUGAUUUUAAUACCUAAUAAUAAAAACCAACCGCCUCCUAUCCUAUCGAAGCGACAACGCAUACCGUUCUAAAUAACGCAAGCAACACACAUACACAACAAAUACAUAAAUACACCCUCUCCCAACAAACCUUUUCAUGUAAAUAUUCUGUUUUUGAAUAGACCAAAACAAAUGAACAUAUAUAUAUUAUAUAUACAUUGACAGAUUCUUAGGUUAAAACGUGGUGAGAUGUGUAUCGAAGUUGAAAGGGAUAAUAAAGUGUUGUAUUCUGAAAAAAAAA
Anopheles gambiae (African malaria mosquito) is the source of this 10661-nucleotide messenger RNA. RefSeq names its product potassium voltage-gated channel protein Shal (gene Shal). Bases 2038 to 3777 code for a protein of 579 amino acids. Gene Ontology annotation, cellular component: membrane; voltage-gated potassium channel complex. Lineage: Eukaryota; Metazoa; Arthropoda; Insecta; Diptera; Culicidae. Gene Ontology annotation, molecular function: protein binding; A-type (transient outward) potassium channel activity. The record is from RefSeq and is a predicted model, not a curated record. The transcript has 11 exons. Gene Ontology annotation, biological process: protein homooligomerization; potassium ion transmembrane transport.